AUGCGAAAGCACAAACACGCCAAUGGUAAAGUGGGAGGCUUGGACGCUGUCUUCCUUGGCGAGGGCGAGGAGCAAGAAUGCCUCCCUGCACCAGAAAGCCGACUCGACAUCGUGUCGGGGGCGAUACUCGAACUCUUUCACCUUCAGUCCUCGUCCAUCCUGUCCGCGAUAUCUCAAGACGGAUCUGCUAUGCUCCGCGGCGGAGAUGCGGCAGGCGACGACGCCGCAGACGAAGGCGCGCGUCCAGCUGUAUUCCGCACUGGCGAAGGCGUUCUCGGCGCAGACAUAGAUCCAUUCACCAAGGCAGCGCUAGGCGACACGGAUCGUCUAGCCUCGCGUUUCGAGCGCACGGACGCGUUCAGAUGA
Molecule: messenger RNA, 366 nt
Organism: Pleurotus ostreatus (oyster mushroom)
Lineage: Eukaryota; Fungi; Basidiomycota; Agaricomycetes; Agaricales; Pleurotaceae
Exons: 2
Coding region: 1-366 (121 amino acids)
Source: RefSeq, a predicted model, not a curated record